Molecule: messenger RNA, 3036 nt
Organism: Sarcophilus harrisii (Tasmanian devil)
Lineage: Eukaryota; Metazoa; Chordata; Mammalia; Dasyuromorphia; Dasyuridae
Gene: PAAF1
Product: proteasomal ATPase associated factor 1
Exons: 12
Coding region: 137-1315 (392 amino acids)
Molecular function (GO): protein binding
Source: RefSeq, a predicted model, not a curated record
UUUCCCCCCUCCUUCUUUUCCCACCCUCCUUCCGGCCUGCUUAUCCUCCCGGAUCUCCUUCUGAAUUUCCGCAUCCGGCUCAUGAGGCUCCACUUCCGGCAAAGAAAGGAAGGAAAGGGAAAGGGGCGGGGACAAGAUGGCGGCGCCUAUGAGGAUUCAGAGCGACUGGGCUAAAGCUCUCAGGAGGAAUGAAGGGGAAGCCUGGCUCAGCUGUCACCCUCCAGGGAAACCGACUUUAUAUGGCAAAUUAACUUGUCAGGGAAUUGAUUCCAGUGGAAUUCCAGAAAUUACAGCUUCAGAAGGAUUUGUUGUGAAUGAAAUUAGUAAGAAAAGCAUUCACAUUUCAUGUCCAAAGGAAAAUGCUUCUUCCAAAUUUUUGGCACCACAUACCACAUUUUCCAGAAUUCAUGCAAAGAGUAUAACAUGCCUGGACAUUUCUAGUGGAGGAGGCCUUGGAGUAUCCACCAGUACUGAUGGGACCAUGAAAAUCUGGCAGGCAGCUAAUGGAGAGCUCAGAAGAAUACUGGAAGGACAUGUAUUUGAUGUGAAUUGUUGCAGGUUUUUCCCAUCAGGCCUUGUGGUUCUGAGUGGGGGAAUGGAUGCACAGGUGAAGAUUUGGUCAGCAGAGGAUGCCAACUGCGUGGUGACCUUCAUUGGUCACAAAGGAGGUAUCUUGGAUACAGCUAUUGUUGAUCGAGGAAGAAAUGUGGUUUCCAGUUCUCGAGAUGGGACUGCUCGACUUUGGGAUUGUGGGCGAUCAGCCUGCUUGGGUGUCGUUGCAGAUUGUGGCUCUCCUGUGAAUGGCAUUGCUGUGGGUGCAGCUGACAACACGAUAAAUCUUGGCUCCCCUAUGAAAGUUCCCAGUGAACGGGAGAUUGGAACAGAAGGGAAAAUGCUGCUUUUGGCUCGGGAAGAUAAAAAGCUCCAGUGUGUGGGAUUACAAAGCAGACAGCCGGUGUUCCUCUUUGUUGGCUCAGAUGCAUUCAACUGCUGUACUUUUCUCUCUGGCUUUUCUCUGUUGGCUGGAACUCAAAAUGGGAACAUAUAUCAAUUGGAUAUAAGGAAUCCAAGGGCUCCAGUUCAAGUCAUUCACCGUUCAGGUGCUCCAGUACUAUCCCUCUUGGCUUACCGAGAUGGAUUCGCCGCCAGCCAAGGUGAUGGGACAUGCUUCAUUAUGCAACAAGACUUGGACUAUGUAAUUGAGUUGACUGAGGCUGACUGUGACCCUGUUUAUAAGGUGUCCACAUGGGAGAAGCAGAUCUACACCUGCUGUCGAGAUGGUCUCGUGCGCCGGUAUCAGCUCUCUGACCUCUGAUGACUCAAAGAGUUGAGUGAUUGGUCAGAAACCAGAAUCUUUCAUCACCACAGAGCCGAGACACCACUGGCCUCACAGGACCAUAGACUCUCUACCCUGGGCACACAAGCGUGCUAGGGCUCUGUUCACAGGGCUAGAGAGACCCAAAUAUCGCCCUCCACGUGACCUUUGGCCACUUGGAUCUGACCAAACAUGUAAUUUCUAUCUGUAUUAGUAUUCACUCCUCCUUUCCCCUGCACCAAAAUCAGCACAUCCCUGUUCUCUCCACUCAACGGUUAAUCUGGCCCCAGAGAUGCAGAAGGGGAGCCCUUCUCUCUGCAGGACUUUGUCUACUGUGUGUGUGCAGUUUUCUGAGACAUCAAGUCUAUUGGAUGUGCCUGUCGAAACAGAGAAUCAGUCAGCCCUCCACAAAGGAAAUAAAGGAGAAGUAUUUGAAAACUUCAGGAGAAAUCUUGUUUCAUAUUUGCCUACAAGAUUUCUUGUAACUCUAAGGCUGAAAAGCACAUUGGUCUUAGAUUUGAAAACAGGUACCUAGUGAUUCCUAUUAGUUGUGUGACUUUGGGCAAGUCCCUUUCUCUGUCUUAAUUGAACUUUCUUUAUCUGUUAAAAAAAAAAGGGGGGGGGGUUUAGGUUAUGUGAUUUAGACACACACGAGAUGUUUAAGUUCCUUCUGUAUGAUGACAUAGCUAGGGACUAUGAAUACCAAAAAUGAUACAAUAAUAAAAAGCCUCAAGGAACUUAUAUUGAUUGUUGAGAUAGCUUGUAUGAAAAUAAGUAUAUUAAAAAUGAGACAGUGGUUGUUGGGAGAAGCACUAGCAGUUAAAAGGUUCAGGACAGGCCUCCUAUAGAAAGUUGUAUUUGAGUUGAGCUUUGCAGGAAACUAAGGUUUUUUAACAGGUGGAGAUGAAGAGGAAAUGAAUUUUAGUAUGGGGGACAUCCUAUACAAAGAUAGGAAAUGGAGUAUCGUAUGAGGAAUAAGAAGAAGAAGAUCUGUUUGGGCCAAAGAGAGCCUUAAGGAAAGUAAUAUAUGAUAAAUUUAGGAUGGCAGACUGGAAUUAGGUUUGAAGAACUUUAAAUGCUUAACCCAAGGAAUUUGAAUUUGAUCUUACAAAUAAAAAGAACCACUGUAGUUAAUUCAGCAUGGAAGUGACAUUGUCAGAUCUGAAUUUUAGCAAUGUCAUCUUGGAAGCUUUAUAGAAGAUGAAUUAGAAGAGUGGUGGAGGCAGGGAGAACAGUUAGGAAACAAUUGUAAUGACUCAAGGAGGAGGUGAGGAGAACCUGGGGUAUUAAGGAGGUAAAAUCAGCAAAACUAGGAAAUUAAUUACUAAAUAGUAAAACCCAUCUUAAUGUCUACUCUCAAAUGCUCUUAACAAAUGAGGAACCAGGGAUCUUAGUGCAAAUUUGCAUCAUUUCCUAAUGGAUAUUAAAGGGCCAAAGGCUGGGGGUGUGAGAAGGGUAGAAUAGUCAGCAGACCAGUCAAUGAACAUUUAUUAAGCACCUACUAUGUGCUAGAAACUGUGCUAAGCAAGUCCUGGGCAUAGAAAGAAAGGUAAGAGAUCCCCUUCUCAAGGAGCUUAAAACAACCUGUAAACCACUAAGUACAGAUAUGGUAUAGAUAGGAUAGAGCCUAACAUUUACAUAAAGUUCCAAAUCAAGAAAUAGGUGGAAAAAUGAAAAAAGAAAAAAAUUAGAUCAUAAAAGCUAUUUUGGUGACAAAGAAG